CUUACUUGCUUAAGUACAUAUAAGUUAUUAUAAUCUACAAGUGUGUACUUUCAUAUCGUGUGUUUUGUAAAAUAUCCGAUUACACAUGUUACAAACAUGAGCGUCUUUGGCACAGUUUCAUUUCUGUUAUAAAAAUGAAUUUAACAGUAACAUGAUAAAUGUGUUUACCUAUAAAAAUAUUCACUUCGUGCUCUACUAACCACGAACUACUUUACACUGGGUUGAUCCGAUAAACAUAACAUUAUGUUUCUUAACAAAACUAAUGUUAUGACCUCUAAUCAAGAGUAUGGAUAUCCCGUUUUUUGUUCAACUAUAGUAGCGUUUUCUGCAUUUAACAAAAUUGUUUCAUUGAUAAAUAUCCCGGCAUCAGUGGGAACCGAUCCUUGUACAUGGAGAAAUCUUAUUGUUUCUGGUAUACAUGGACUUAUAGCUGGUAUAUGGGGAUGCCUUUGUCUGUUAUUGUAUCCUGAAUUAAUUGAAGAUCCAUACACUGCCAGCAAUCCGUUUAUUUUCCACAUGGUUGUAUUUUGCUCAGGUUAUUUUGUGUACGAUUUUAUUGAUCAUUUUAUAAAUGGCAAAUCACUUCAAGAAUGGGAGGUAACGCUGCAUCAUAUUGCUUGUAUUGCUAUAUUUUGGCAUAACUGGCACACCAAGACUUUUAUUGGAUACUCAUGUAUAGCACUACUAACAGAGGGAAAUAGUUUCUUCUUGCAUUCAAGAAAAUUAUUGCGUAUAUGUAAAAUCGGAUAUGAAUCUAUUCUUUACCGUGUGUGUGUUGUAUUGAAUUUCGUCACUUUUAUUCUCUUCCGGGUGCUACCGAUAAUGAUAGUUCUUCAUGGAUGCUAUGUUACUUACUUUCGACAUCCCAAUCUUUUUGUUGUUUCCAUGACAACUCUUUGUGCGGUUAUUGUUGCCGUCGUGAAUUCUGUACUGUUAUGGAGAUUGUGCAAAACAGACAUUAUUAUACCUUAUUACAGACUUGUCAAUCCAAGAGAUAAACAACAACCAGAAAAUAACAAUAGUAAGAAGAUUAAUUGACCACCUAGUCAUCAAAAUGUUGGUAAUAAGAACGCAUGCCUUAAAAAAAUAUCAAGAUAUGAUUUACUGCAAAUUGUCAAAAAGUUAUAUUUUUUAAAAUUGUAUAUACAAACCAAAGCUGAAUAGGAACUAGUAUGAUCUAAUUUUUCCCGGAUUAAAAAAAUCUAUUAAAAAAAAGACUAUUUCUGCAACUGCUAAUACUAAAAAAAAAAUGGUAAUUACUGAUAUAUUAUGCAGGAAUUCAUUAUCAACAAUGCAAAGUUUGAUGUGUGUCCCUUAUAUUCUGUCUUACCAUUUAAGAGCUAUUGAAAUAAUAUUUUUAUGAGAAAUGUAUAUAUGCAUUUUAAUAUUUUUUAUAAACAUAUACAUCGUUUACCGUAUUUUACAAACAAUGUAACCGGUGCUUUUUAUUAAUAUGUAUACAUAUAGAUUUGUCAUUUAUUAGACUUGCUCAGGUUGUAAUAUAAUUUUCUGAAUGAUCGUUUUCCGUAUUAUUACUUGUAUCUUUUUUUUUAAAUUUUUAUAUAUCUGCUGUUUUCUUUAAAUCAAGCAAAUGACAUUUUUACAGAUUUACUAAACUGCCGCUAAAAUAGAUAUUAAAUUAUUCUUGCCAAAAUAAUACUCAAUUUAUUUUUUGCUAUUUGUACAAUUCUAUUUAUCGAAUUGUUUGAUGACUUAUCAUGAUUAAUAAAGAUUUAAAAUCUUAUGAGUAGUAAAACUACUUGCAUAGUUAUGUUACUAGAUGCAUAUAUAAAGUGUUGGAGUUUACACUAUUUUAUUAAUUUUCAUUAAUUUUACAAUUAUUGUAAUUCUUAUAUAUUAAAUUUUUAUUUUGAUGAUAACUGUGUAGUCAUGUAUUUUAUUUCGUUUGAAAUAGGGGUUUUCCCGUUUGCUAUUUGUAGUUUAUAUUUACAGAUGGGAACUAGUAUAACUAGUUCGGAUACUGGUUUUGUAACAGUAUGUACUAUUUAUAAGUUUGAUGUUAGGUGCAGGAUGCACGAGGAAAGUUUUGGCGGUUUUUAUGGGUGGGGUUUAAGGUUCAUCAUAACCUUUUGGCUAAAAUGGCCGUAUUUACACCCCAAAUUUUACUCUGAGUACAGACUAACCUAUACACCUGCAACAGUUUUAAGGGAUGGCAGGAACUAGAUAUAUAAAUUUUAAAUGCAUUUUAUGUUUCAGAAAAUUAUAAAAUUUUCUAGAUUUUUCUAUCCAAUUUUUUUUGUUCCUGCAGAAUGUGCAAAAAUUAACUAAGUAGUGAAAACGAUUGAGAAGCUCCCCUCAUAUAAUCAAUGUUGUGAGUAGUAUUGAUUUAAAUGGACAAUAGAUGGACAAUAUACACCUGUAAACAAUAGUUGUUUUAACAGGUUUAAACUGUGUAACUGAGUGGACCGUAUCAAAUGAACUCGGGUGUUUGUUUAUUUUUCUAUCUUCUGCAGACUGGAAAAAAAUGCACAUCAAAAUGCAGGUAAGUUUUUAAUUUUCUGAAACGUAGACUUAAUAUAACUUUUAUAUAUCUAGUUCCUGCCAUGCCUUAAAACUUUCCUGGAUGUACCAGUUUGUCUGUACUCAUAGUAAUUUUUGAGGUGUAACACGGCCAUAUUUUACAAUUCCUUAUGAUGAACCUUAAAGGUACUAUAUAAAGUUUGGGAUUUAAAUGUAUUAGUAUCGAAGGUGCUCGCAGUUACGUCGGAUUGAAGUUGGUCACAUAGGUAUAUGUGCAGUUGCUGCUAUGUUUAUUGUACGUACAGGCGUUGGAGGCAUUAGCCGGGGGAAAAGAAACGAUGCGAAAGAGGAACAAUGUUAUAUGUCAUGUGUUUAUAUAAUGUUUCGAUUGAAGAAAUAUGUACAAUUCAGUAAAAUAAAAUAUUGUAUCGCAAGAGAAAAUAAGAUGUUACUGCGAGCAACUAAUCCUAUAUCUGUGUUUGUCUUGUUUA
Mytilus trossulus (common blue mussel) is the source of this 2972-nucleotide messenger RNA. RefSeq names its product TLC domain-containing protein 2-like. The transcript is spliced from 4 exons. NCBI's taxonomy places the organism in Eukaryota, Metazoa, Mollusca, Bivalvia, Mytilida, Mytilidae. Gene Ontology annotation, cellular component: plasma membrane. Gene Ontology annotation, biological process: regulation of membrane lipid distribution; plasma membrane organization; phospholipid homeostasis. The record is from RefSeq and is a predicted model, not a curated record. The coding region runs from base 244 to 1038 and encodes 264 amino acids.